AUGCUGAGCAGUGGCGACGGCGCAAGUCCUCCUCUUUCAAGCUUGGAGAGCAUGCAACACGUCAACGACGAGAAAGCGUUCAAGGAGCAACGCGGUGCUGCGAAGAGCAACUGCGCGUUCAAGAACGGCGAGGCUGAUGGUAACAGUGCCUCGCGAUCGAACUCGCAGGAGGCGUUGAACGGCCUGGAGAUGAGGGGCCUAGACGAAGACAACGAUAACGAUGCGCGGCUGAAGCUGUACCGGAGAUCUUUGGAUGAUAUCAGAGCCGAGUUGCUUCCAAGAACGUCCUCUCCAUCGUGUGGUCGGAACAGCUUUCUUCCCGAAGGGAUGUUGUUCGGGAUAGACAUCGGAGGAACACUGGCAAAGAUUGUCUUCAGGGAGCCAGGUUCGAACGGACUCCUGGCUCAAGGCCCGAAGUCAGAGCAAGCGCACAGGCUCAGACAGUACUUCCAGACUUCGGAGGGAAGGGUUGGGAGUGAAGACGAGAGGCUGUACUUCUCCGAUUCUCUUGGGUCUCGAUAUGUUGGUGUGUUUGGUGGGAAGAUGCACUUCCUCAAGUUGGAGACUUCGAGCAUCGAUUUCUUGUUCGAGAUCCUCCGCAAGGUCCGUUGA
Guillardia theta CCMP2712 is the source of this 612-nucleotide messenger RNA. RefSeq lists its product as hypothetical. NCBI's taxonomy places the organism in Eukaryota, Cryptophyceae, Pyrenomonadales, Geminigeraceae. The record is from RefSeq and is a predicted model, not a curated record. The coding region runs from base 1 to 612 and encodes 203 amino acids. The transcript is spliced from 11 exons.